Molecule: messenger RNA, 6067 nt
Organism: Orussus abietinus
Lineage: Eukaryota; Metazoa; Arthropoda; Insecta; Hymenoptera; Orussidae
Gene: Nup98-96
Product: nuclear pore complex protein Nup98-Nup96
Exons: 30
Coding region: 332-5767 (1811 amino acids)
Biological process (GO): post-transcriptional tethering of RNA polymerase II gene DNA at nuclear periphery; RNA export from nucleus; protein import into nucleus
Cellular component (GO): nuclear pore cytoplasmic filaments; nuclear pore
Molecular function (GO): structural constituent of nuclear pore
Source: RefSeq, a predicted model, not a curated record
UUGUUCAUGGUUCAUGGUGUUACUUGAUGUCACAGUUGGUUACGAUUCAUUACAGUUUGUGAUGUUUUUUUAACGAUGCUGUUAAUGGCAACAAUACGGUAACAAGUUAUUUUGUGUGCAACCCGUACAGCAGUUUUCCAUCGCUUUGUUGGUUUACCGUUCUUUCAAAUCUGCUCGAAAAGUAAACUAUUCAAUAAGAUGUGACAAGUGCGGACCGUACUGUGAGAUUACUUUCUGGUGGCCGAUUUCAAUAAGAAAAACAGAGUGUGACAUAGUUUAAGAGAGCGUCUUUAGAAAUAGUUUAUUUAGCAGUUAAAUAUAGAAGAUAAUCAUGUUUGGUCAAACUGGGAACACAUCCUUCGGGGCAUUUAAUGCAGUAACUCAAAGUGGUCCAUUUGGACAAUCUGCAUUUGGCAAACCUAUUGCUACUACAAGUUUUGUCAGCGGAGCGACACCAGUAUUUGGUAGCGGAAACACUUCCCUUUUCAGUUCUAAACCUACAGGUUCCACGACGGGUGGAUUAUUUGGUGGAACCACUACUACUCCAGCAUUUGGACAAGCAGCGACAACCCAGUCUUCUUUUGGAGGCUUUGGAAACACAAAUCCAAACACCAACUUAUUUAGUACCCAGCAAAAUGCAAAUACAAGUCUUUUUGGAUCCAGUAGUGGAACACAAGCAUUUAGUCAAACAAAUAAACCUGGAGGUUUCGGAUUUGGAACCGCAACGGGAUCAAAUUUGUUUGGGCAAACCCCACAACAGACACAGCAGACUAGUCCUUUUGCACAGUCGAGUACCUCUGGAAACACAAGUCUUUUUGGUACAACAGGAGGUUUUGGAAAUACCUCGGCCGCCUCAAAUAUGACCGGUACUGUUGUUAAAUUUAAUCCGGUUACUGGUACCGACACCAUGGUGAAAAAUGGAGUAACUCAAACUAUUUCUACAAGACAUCACUGCAUUACAUGUAUGAAAGAAUAUGAGACAAAAUCAUUGGAAGAGCUUCGUUUGGAAGACUAUGUGGCAGGACGCAAAGGAACUGGUCAAGGUUUUGCACCAAUGAACGGUGUAUUUGGAUCUGCAACUCAACCAGCAUCGACUGUCCUUUUCGGAAAGCCUAUGACUGGUUUUGGUGCACCAACAACUACCACUGGGUCAUUUGCUUUCAACACUACAGCUCCAAAUACUUUAUUUGGUGCAAAUAAUCAAGCCAAACCGUUCGGUGGUACUCCUACUUUAUUUGCAAGUACCAAUACUAGUCAACCGACCACCACAGGAUUUGGAGGUAUUAAUACUACCCAAAAUACUGGAUUUGGACCAUUUGGAACUACCCAGCCAAAUCAAACUAUUGGCUUAUUUAAUCAAAAUAAAACGGCUUUCCCUACACCAGCAACUGCAAGUAGUACUGGGUUCGGUGGUUUCGGACAAGGCAGUCUAUCCAAUACCACCAACACCAUCUUUAACGCAAAAGGGAACACUACCACUGGAUUUGGUAACAUGGGCACUUUUGGAUCCACAACCACGCCAACUUUUGGAUCGACUACUGGUUUUGGUGGAACUCAGAGUACCGGAAGUUCCUUAUUUAAUACAUCUUUCAAACCUGCUGGAACUACCACUGGUUUUUCCUUCGGUUCCACACCUAUAUCCUCCAGUGGUCUCGGAACGAAUACCGGAUUGAACUUGAACACUGGAAACACUUUAUUUGGUCAAACAAAAUCUGGAGGUUUAUUUGGAAGCGGUGGAACUAGUACAUUUAACAAUACUGGUGGUUUUGCACCAUCUAAUGGUUUUGGAACAAAUACAAGCACCGUUCCUGGUUUUGGAACAAGUUUACUCGGAGGAGGAACUGGAAUGAGCCAAACUCAGCAAAAUUCAGGAUCGGUCCCAGUACAUCAACAAAUCCUGGCUCUAGUCGCUGCUCCCUUUGGGGAUUCUCCUUUGUUAAGAAAUCUUCUACCAGCUUCUGGAAAAGCAGAAGAACUGUUGAAACCUUCCACGACAGCAUCCAAAUCUUCAAGCAGUCCCCAAUUCAAAGUCUCUACCAAUUCAAAACCUGCAAAGAUGAAAACUAUAGCGAUUAGUGUUGCACAAUAUUCCAAGAAGUCGAUAUUUGAAGGCCUUGAGGAGGAAGAUAUUUCCUUAGUGGAUGCGUUUCAACCACGGUCGAAUGCAAAACGAUUGGUUCUUCGUCCGAAAGCGAUAAAUGCUUCUGCGUCUUCACCAAGCGAGGGACAAGUUACUUUGUCGAAUGGCGACGAUAGAAUUGAUAAGACAGAUCCUCUUAACCAGAACGAGGACAAUGUUCCAGUUACAAACAAGGAAAACGAUCUGCAAGGAACCAAUCGCCAACUCGGUAACGACCGGAGAUCUUCAACUUCCUGGCUGAAAUCUACCCUUUCGAGGAAAGCAAAACAUCCAGAUGAGGAAUUGGAGGGAUGUCAAUCACCUUUCGGAGCAAACCUUCAUGAAGAGAUACUUGAAAAUACAGUCGCAGAAUUAAGGCCGCUCGAAGGCCAGAAGUCACACUUUCAACACUUAAAUGAUAGUGCAACAUCUACGACCUCAAAAUCCUCCAAUAAAGGUGACACCUUGAACACGUCCGAUUGCAAUGCCGAAUCUGUGGAAGAGGUCGAUAUUCUUCCAGGCCUGACAGAUACUGAUACUACUAAUUUAGCCAAUGUGACCCUUAAUCGUGUGGGUUAUUAUACAAUCCCACCUUUAGACAAAUUGGACUACUAUGUUCGCGGUGAAACUUGUAUUGUUCCAAAUUUGACGGUGGGUCGUAAAGACUAUGGAAAUGUAUUCUUCCCGGAUUCAUUUGACAUAUACGGAUUGAAUUUGGAUGAAAUAGUGCAUUUUCGUCACAAAGAAGUCAUCAUAUAUCCUGACGAUGAAAAGAAGCCACCUAUAGGUCAAGGAUUAAAUCGUCUAGCUCAAGUCACAUUAGACCGUGUUUGGCCACAUGACAAAACUCUUCAUCAACCAAUUACUGAUCCUCAUCGCCUCGCAGCAUUAAAGUAUGAAGAAAAACUGCGCAGAGUCUCUGCAAAGCACGAUACGCGAUUCCUGGAGUAUCGACCAGAAACUGGUUCUUGGGUUUUUAAGGUUCAACAUUUCUCUAAAUAUGGACUCACCGAUUCAGACGAUGAAGACAGCAAUUGCCCACCGGAUGUAAAAAAUAAAAACAUUAAUAAUGCUGGUGUUAUACCACAGAAAGCUGGCGAUGCCUUGAAGCCGUUACAGAAUUCAGUAGAAACGUUGAAUGCUCCACAACAGGUGCUUUAUGGCUUGAAUAAAUCCUUAAGUGGAACGUAUCAAAAUGAACAGUCGUUUGAUUUCCCCCAAACUAGAGGACAAACUGCACUGAGUCCUACUGCGAUCUGUGCCUCUAUUGUUGGCACAAAUAGUCAUUCGUUGCAAUUAAUGAAAGCUUCUUUUUUUGGGACAGACGACGAUGAUUUCAAUGGAGUUCAAGAUCAUUUGCAAGCAACCUAUAACAAGCGAUACCUAAAACCGAUGGAGUUAUUUAACCAAGACCGAAUGAUUAUGGAUCACACGAGCAGUAUCCCUCUGCUGCGUUCCAACUUGACAAUUCAUCACGACAGCAUGUCUGCAUAUAACUCUUCGGUCCCUAUAGAAAAAGACGAAAAAGUCGCACAAUUAAUGGAUGUCUCAUUCUACGAUCCUCAUGCCAAAAGCAAAUUUUCAGUUCCCGUAACUACACCGGCGACCGUUGUCCUCAAGUCUAGAUCCGAUGUAGUUUUGCUUCAAGACUCUAUUAUGAAUAAAUUACAAUUUCGCAGUGCGGCUGAAAUCGGGAUUCAAAGAGGCGGGUCUUUUAAAGCAAGCUGGGGCCCUGGACUGACACUCGUUUGUUUGAGCACAGAAGGACAAGCCGCUACAGUACCAUUACUUUCACCAUUUAGUCAACUAGACUCGUACAUCUCUGGACGAACAGUUGACGAUAAAACGCCAACAAAUAUAAUUCAGCGUUUACAAUUCUUGGGAGGUGAAGACUCCGACUGCGAGUACGUGCAAAGAUUCAAGGAUACCAUUGAAGGUCAUCUACGCAUUCAACUCAAUCAUAUGACUUCAAAAACACCGAUAAUUUCCGCUUUGCACGAGCAUUGCGAGGUGGCUCAAGAUCUUGCUGAUCAAUUUGAAUUUAACGAUCUGUUACGAUAUUGCAAAGAUGUUUGGAAACUUUGUGUCGCACUUUGGGGAAAUGUAUCCGAUGUACAACUAUCCUCAGAUCAAACUGAUCAUGAUACUGUUAUGAAACGACGAGAAGCUUUCAGCGAAUGGCUUAUGGAAACUGUCGAUGAAACCGUAAAGAAUGAAAUUGCUGACUUUAAAGGACAUGAUGAAGAAAUGCUGUCAUUGCUUUCUGCUUAUAAAUUGGACGAAGCGUGUGCAUUAGCCAGAAAAGCAGGGGACCAUUGUUUGGCGUUGCUUAUAUCUCAACUUGGGAGUUCAUCACCUGUUAAGUCGUUGAUAGAGCGACAACUCACUUUGUGGCAAGAUGCCGGAAUAGAUGAGGACAUCCUCCUUUCUCGACUGAAAUUAUUCAUGCUGAUAGCAGGCAAACCGGUGCUGGCUAGUAAACAAGGAGUAGUCAACAUCUGCCAAGACUUGGAUUGGAAAAGAGCAGUGGCCUUACACCUAUGGUAUUUAUGUUCUUGCACUGCAUCGAUUACGGACGCUUUGGAUAUGUACGAGACAACGCUUGAUGAUACUUCCAAACACGGAUGCGUACCAAAUCCUUAUCCCGAGUACAAAGGAGAAAAUUACGAGCCCGAAAGUGGGAAGCCCAUUUACGACCUAUGCUUCCAUCUUUUGAAAUUAUACUGCUUCGGUAGCCAUUCCUUGGAGGAAUUGUUGAAUCCAGUCACUCACACCGCUGAUCCUCUUGAUUACAGGCUUAGUUGGUUCCUACGACAGGUUCUCGUUGGAAUUGGUUACAGUCAUAUUUCUUCCCGAGCUGAUGAUUUGAUAAAUUUAAAUUUUGCGGCCCAAUUGGAAGCCUGUGACAUGUGGCAUUGGGCCAUCUUUGUCUUACAUGUACAUGGAUCUGGGAAAUACCACGACUCCGUUCUCGACUUACUACAUCGUCACAUCGAAUUACGAGAAGAUGAAGAAUAUCUGCAUCGAGAGGAAUUUUUGAGGAAAGAACUGGGAGUACCGGUUUCCUGGAUAAACGAGGCCAAAGCCAUGAAAGCAUGUAUCGCCAAAAGGUAUGGAGAAGCUGCUUGGUAUCUAUUAAAAUCUGGAAAGUGGAACGAAGCUCAUAAAAUUAUCAUGACACACUUGGCUGCGGAUGCAAUAAUAAAUGAGAAUUAUGAGUACCUAAAAUCAUUGUUAUCGUCAUUGGCAUUGAUUGAACAUUGCGGAACAGUCAGUGACUGGCCAAAUCAGGGCGAAUUACUUUGGGAUUACAUGGGAAUCAAUAGUGAAAUUGAAUCUCUGAUGAAAAAUUAUGACAACUCUUCGAUUUGCUGCAAAUUGGAGACUCUGCAGCCACGUUUGAUUUAUAUUUGCAGUAAAAUCAGUGAAUUUCCGUGUCCCACUGCGAAGCACAGAUUGUGCCAAGCAGAAAUUGCAAAGAGGACUCUACAUCUUGUUAAAAGUCUGUCAUUGCUUUUAAGUAAGGACGGCAAAUACACAGCAAAAACAUUACUUUGUUUAGUAGCGCAAUUACCAUUACCUGAAGACUACACACAACAGGAACUUCGGCCACUUCUUAAUAUUUGUGUCAGCGAAUACGUUCACUAAUAUCAUAAAGAUCCGAAUUGUGAUUGUACACGACUUCUAGUGCUCGGAGUACACUUAUAUCGUAAAAAACGGCGAGUACACUGUAGUGUCGCAAUUAUAUCUUUAGCACAAUUUUUGUAAUUACGUUUUAAUUCCAUUAACGAGAUCAACUUGUCCGAAUUUCCGUUUCUUUCGUUGUAUAAUCGUUGAGAUAGGCUACAAGAUUUUAUAUUGCAUUCCUAUAAAGGUUUAUAUAUAUCUUUAUCGUCAAAUCAUAGCUGUUAUUUAUACAAAAUUUGAAAAUAAAAAAUUUUGAUGAUA